This is a messenger RNA of Branchiostoma belcheri (Belcher's lancelet), 999 nucleotides long. RefSeq lists its product as uncharacterized. The transcript has a single exon. NCBI's taxonomy places the organism in Eukaryota, Metazoa, Chordata, Leptocardii, Amphioxiformes, Branchiostomatidae. Bases 1 to 999 code for a protein of 332 amino acids. The record is from RefSeq and is a predicted model, not a curated record.
AUGAUAACUGCACAGCGUACGGGAGAAGUGGUGAGGCUCUUCUACUUCAUCAGGAUUGUUGUAGUCUGCUUCUGCCUUGCUCCCUGCACACAGGCAAGCCUACCUCCAAGCGACUACCGGGGAACUGUGGAAGGAACCGGCCUGGAUACGAAUCGUGUAGAAACCUUGGAUGAAAACAAGGAUGAGUUCACCAGAAGGCAACUUCAACUUUACGAAAACGGUAAGGAAUAUCUGAAAGCGAAUCGUGUGGAACCUUUGGAUGAAACUAUCCAGGAGUACGUAAAUGUAAAACUGGGUGCGGACCGUGUUGGAGCGUUAGACGGCAAUGAUGAUUUGACCAGUGACGAUGUCGGCUCAGGGGCUGUCCACGAAGGUUCCUUUCUCUCCACCGAAGUCGAUUCGACAGUAACUUCACUUAACGUGUCUUCAGUAAAUGGAGAAGACAAUAAUAAGACCGAUGGCAGCGCCACAGAGUCUCUUUGUCCGCAGUUUUGCUGUGUCACCAACAUGUCGUGCUUCUACAUCCUCUCCAACGCCACAAGGAAACCGGAGGUAGAGUGUACAUGCGACGGCUUCCCAGGAGACCCGAAAACCUGCCACACGGAAAACCAGGCAAUCUGGGAGGAACUCGUGGAAUCGGAGGAAACCUCCCGGGGAAUCUGCAUAGAGUUUCAUAUGAAGAACGCGCUGAACGAAACCGGACAUAAGAUUAACUGCCAUGUGGAGGGAGUGCAGGACUUUACCUUUAACAUCGUACACUGGGAGAGACCGUUAGCCAGUAGUACUGGCAAACCGACUGUUCCACCGGACUCCCAGGAGGUGUGGCUGCAUUACCGCCCGUGCGUGCUGUAUAUAGAAGUAAACAGUACGAUGCCGCCCAUGCCGGCUGGGAUCAACAAGACGAUACAGUUAGUUGUACAGUACAUCGGAACCGGACUGUGUUUCAUCUUCAUCGGUAUCAUCAUGACCUCGUGCCGCAGGAUCAAGGUGGACAUGUAA